This is a messenger RNA of Pocillopora verrucosa, 993 nucleotides long. Its product is annotated as proteasome subunit alpha type-1. Gene Ontology annotation, cellular component: nucleus; proteasome core complex, alpha-subunit complex; proteasome core complex. Lineage: Eukaryota; Metazoa; Cnidaria; Anthozoa; Scleractinia; Pocilloporidae. The record is from RefSeq and is a predicted model, not a curated record. Gene Ontology annotation, biological process: ubiquitin-dependent protein catabolic process; proteasomal protein catabolic process.
AGCUGCUACCAAUCAGACCUAAUUUGAUCAGCCAUAAUGUUCCGUAAUCAGUAUGAUAACGAUGUUACAGUUUGGAGCCCCCAGGGCCGUAUACAUCAAAUUGAAUAUGCAAUGGAAGCUGUGAAGCAGGGGUCAGCCACAGUAGGACUGAAAUCAAAAACUCAUGCAAUUAUUGUUGCAUUAAAACGAGCAGCAUCAGAGUUGUCUGCUCACCAGAAAAAGAUCUUGCCUAUUGAUGAUCAUGUGGCUGUUUCCAUAGCAGGCCUGACUGCAGAUGCUCGACUCUUAAGUAAAUUUAUGAGGAGUGAGUGUCUCAACUCCAAGUAUGCAUAUGAUAGACGAUUACCUGUCUCAAGACUUGUUUCUGCAGUGGGGGACAAGAUGCAAAUACCAACACAGCGAUAUGGCAGAAGACCAUAUGGAGUUGGUCUUCUUGUGGCAGGAUAUGAUGAUAUGGGUCCACAUAUUUACCAGACAUGUCCUUCAGCUAAUUACUUUGAUUGUAAAGCAAUGGCUAUUGGUGCUAGGUCUCAGUCUGCAAGAACAUACCUUGAGAGACACCUGGAUGAAUUUCCAGAUUGUGAACCUGAAGAGCUCAUCAAACAUGGCUUAAGAGCACUAAGAGAGACUCUUCCAAAUGAACAAGAACUGACAAUAAAGAACUGUUCCAUAAGUGUGGUUGGCAAGGAUCAGGAUCUGGUGAUUUACAGUGAUGAAGGUGUAGCUCCUUAUUUGGCUGGAAUUGAUCAAACAAAGAGACGAAGGGGAGCUGAGGCUGCUGGUGAUGUUGCUAUGGAAGCAGAGUCUCAGGCUACUGGUGAAGGAGAUGCAGGUGAUAAACGACCAGAAGGAGAAUCAAUGGAAGCUGAGGAGAGCUAAGCUUAUCUCCUGUUGCACUACAAGCACCGUACAGAGCCAGAAGUUUUCCUCAAAUACUAUUGCAAUCCGUAGUAUUGUUUUGUAAAAGUUACAAAUAAAUCUUCUCUCAAAUAA